Cylicostephanus goldi is the source of this 243-nucleotide messenger RNA. Lineage: Eukaryota; Metazoa; Nematoda; Chromadorea; Rhabditida; Strongylidae. The record is from the annotation of a GenBank genome assembly.
AUGUGUAGAGUUGUUGGAGCUCAUUUGACUUCAAUCCACAGCGCUGACGAAAAUCACUUUGUGGCCGAGCUGGCAAAGACAGGUUUGGAGCUCGAGUGGUCCAAACAGACUUGGAUAGGUCUGAGACAAGUUGAUUAUGUAAACGGAGGGAGGUGGCUCUGGACUGACGGCACAAAAGUUGACUAUCUAGCAUGGAGUCGGGUUAAACCGGAUAACGAAUAUGGUAGCGAAUACUGCGCGGAG